AUUCUAACCUAACAUUAUGAAAAAUAAUGAGGGGCCUGUUGAAUUCCCAUAUAAAAAAUUUCUGUAGUAAAUUCUUGCAUUAAAUAGUGACAUAUAAUUCAAUCAGCAUUAAUAUAUAAUAAUAAUCUUUAUUGGUGGUUUAUUGUUGUUAUAUGGUAUUAUUAUUAAAAUCAAAGAACUAUGCCAAAAACUUGGGAAGAUUUAGAUGUACCUCUGCAUAAUGAAGUUAAGACGGCAGUUUUAUCUUUUGAUUUCCCUUUUAUGACACCAGUACAGGGUGCCACGAUUCCUUUACUGCUAAAACAGAAAGAUGUAGCCGCAGAAGCUGUUACAGGUUCUGGGAAAACUUUGGCUUUUCUAAUCCCAUUAAUUGAAAUACUGAAGAGGAGAGAACAAGAGGAAAAAUGGAAAAAACAUAACGUGGGUGCUAUUGUUAUUUCUCCUACUAGAGAACUAGCACUUCAAAUUAGUGAUGUUUUAAAUCAGAUAUUGAAACAUGUUAAGGGUAUUUGCUCUGCCGUAUUUGUUGGUGGCAAUAGCGUUGAAGAAGAUGUACGAAAUUUUAGACAAAAUGGAGCUAAUAUUAUAAUUUGUACACCGGGCAGAAUGGAGGAUUUAUUAACAAGAAAAAUUGACAUUAAUUUACCCCAUGCUGUUAAAACACUUGAAAUUCUUGUUUUGGAUGAAGCUGAUAGACUCUUAGAUCUAGGUUUUAGAACAACCGUAAAUACAAUUCUCAGCUAUCUCCCAAGACAAAGAAGAACAGGACUAUUUUCAGCAACACAAACUAAAGAAGUAGAAGAUCUGAUGAGAGCAGGACUCAGAAAUCCUGUUAUAGUAAGCGUAUCGACUAAAUCAUCUCAAAGUACACCCAAGUCAUUGUCGAAUUAUUAUCUUAUAGCUAAAAACAAUGGUAAAUUGGCAUCUUUGAUAUCAUUCAUAGAAGAGAAGAAUAUUCAAAAAGCAAUAUUAUUUUUACCUACAUGUGCAAGUGUAGACUAUUGGUCUCAAAUAUUUCCUAUUCUGAUUUCCAAAGAACUAAAUCUACCUAUUUUUGCCAUACAUGGUAAAAUGAAGGAGAAACGGAAUAAAGUCUUAGAAAGUUUUAGAGAAGCUGAAAAGGGACUCAUUCUAUGCACUGAUGUGAUGGCUAGAGGAAUAGAUAUACCUGAAAUUGAUUGGGUGUUGCAAUGGGAACCUCCAAUGAGUGCAAAUGCAUUUGUACAUCGUAUUGGUAGAACUGCACGUCAAGGAAAUGAAGGUUCAUCACUUCUUCUUUUAUAUGAAUGUGAAGAAGAUUAUGUCAGCUUCAUUGAAAGAAAUCAAAGAGUAUGUCUAACUUCACUAGAACAUGAAGUUUCCGAUGAAAAGAUAAAUUUAUUUAUUGAUCAAAUAAGAAGCUUUUUAAAGAAAGAUAGAUUAAUGAUGGAUAUUGCUACUAAAGCAUUUGUCUCCCAUAUAAGAGCCUAUUCUAAACACGAAUGUUCCUUGUUACUUCAAAUAAAGAAACUACCACUUGGAGCCAUGGCUUUAACAUAUGGUCUUCUUCAAAUGCCUAAAAUGCCUGAAUGUAAAAAUCGAGAUAUCUCUGAUUUUCAUGUAAUUGAGAAUUUAGAUGUUAACACCAUAGCUUAUAAAGAUAAGAAAAAGGAGGAAGUAAGACUUGAAAAAUUAGAAGAAUAUAAAAAAACUGGUCAUUGGCCGGGUUUCAAAAAAACUCACAAAAAGCCUACUAUACCUUGGUCCAAAAGUAAUCAAUCAAAAGAAGAAAGAAAAGAAAAAAGGAAGAAAAGAAAAGCUGAGAAAAAAUUGAAAGCUCUAAACAAUAUACCUUCUAAGAAAAGGAAAAAAGGUAUUUCCCAGGAAGAUAUGGAUGAAUUAGCUAAAGAUAUUGCAUUAAUGAAAAAGUUCAAGAAGAAAAAAAUAUCUGAAGAGGAAUUCGAUCAAAAGUUUGCCGAAUAAUAUCAACUGUAAAAAAUAAGCAGAAGUGUAAUUUGGGAAGAUGAAUAACUGGCUGAAAACAAUAAUUAGAAACGAAAAAAUAUAAAACACUCAAUCUAAUUUCCGCUAAUACUUUAUAUUUUAAUGAGUUCAAAUUGGUUUCAAUGGACAAGUCAUUUUCAGGUAAUACUUUCCUGCAAUUAUAUAAGAUCAUUGGUUAGUGGAAAUUAGACUUAACUGUUUCAUUAUCUUUUCAUUCAUAAUGAAUUGUGAUAAAAUAGAAAAAUCAUCUAUAUCGCACACUAAAAUAGUGGUAAUUUUUGUAUACUAUUGGUACUAAUGAAUGUUCAUCCAAUAACUUGAACUUUUUGGUUAAUCGAGAGGUCUAUUUUGUUAUUAUGCUAAAUAUUGAAUAAAUUGUUGAAUAUUUUA
This is a messenger RNA of Harmonia axyridis, 2373 nucleotides long. RefSeq names its product probable ATP-dependent RNA helicase DDX55 homolog. The record is from RefSeq and is a predicted model, not a curated record. Bases 181 to 1962 code for a protein of 593 amino acids. Gene Ontology annotation, molecular function: ATP binding; nucleic acid binding. Gene Ontology annotation, cellular component: nucleolus. The transcript has 10 exons. Lineage: Eukaryota; Metazoa; Arthropoda; Insecta; Coleoptera; Coccinellidae.